Molecule: messenger RNA, 3875 nt
Organism: Salvelinus namaycush (lake trout)
Lineage: Eukaryota; Metazoa; Chordata; Actinopteri; Salmoniformes; Salmonidae
Gene: xk
Product: X-linked Kx blood group (McLeod syndrome)
Exons: 3
Coding region: 62-1495 (477 amino acids)
Cellular component (GO): membrane
Source: RefSeq, a predicted model, not a curated record
CGGUUAAUGCACGAUGGUAGGGAAGAGCGGCCCGCCUUCCCCGAUGGCUGAGUGAGUGAGGAUGCGACUCCCCAGCUCCAUAUUUGUGUCGGUGUCUCUGUUCACGGCUGAGACCACGGCAGCCCUCUACCUCAGCUCCACAUACCGCUCCGACGGCGACCAGAUCUGGCAAGGGCUCACCCUCCUCUUCACCCUAGUAACGUCGGUGCUCGUGCAGCUAACGCUCACCUUCAUUCACCGGGACCUUAGCAGGGACCGACCGCUUGUUCUGCUGCUUCACAUCCUGCAGCUCGGACCCAUCGUGAGGUGUCUGGAGGCGUUCUGUAUCUACGGCAGUGUGGGCCAGGUAGAGGAGCCGUAUGUCAGCAUCACGCGGAAGCGCCAGAUGCCCAGGGGGGGCCAGUCUGAGGAGGUGGAGAGACAGGUGGGGCAGGCAGAGGGCAAGCUGUUCACCCACCGUGCCGCCUUCGCCCGCACCUCUGUCAUCCAGGCCUUCCUGGGCUCCGCCCCCCAGCUCACCCUGCAGCUCUACAUCUGUGUCCUGCAGCAGGGGGUGUCCAUCGGCAGAGGCACCCUCAUGGUGAUCUCCCUGCUGUCCAUCGUAUAUGGAGCCCUGCGCUGCAACAUCCUGGCCAUCAAGAUCAAGUAUGACGACUACGAGGUGGACGUACGUCCCGCUGCCUACCUCUGCAUAUUCCUGUGGCGCAGCUUCGAGAUCGCCACACGCGUCACCGUCCUGGUCCUCUUCAGCUCCGUACUGCAGCUCUGGAUCCUCCCUGUGGUUCUGCUCAACUUCUUCCUCUUCUUCCUCUACCCGUGGAUGCUGUUUUGGCAGAGCCACUCGCCCUUCCCGGAGAACAUCGAGAAGACCCUAACCCGGGUGGGCACCACCAUCGUCCUCUGUCUCCUCACGUUCCUCUACGCAGGCAUCAACAUGUUCUGCUGGUCGGCGGUGCAGCUGAAGCUCAACGACCCAGAUCUGAUCAACAAGUCUCAGAACUGGUACCGCAUGGCUGUGUACUACAUGCUGAGGUUCGUGGAGAACGCCUCUCUGCUUCUGCUGUGGUACAUCUACAAGACAGACUUCUAUAGGUUCAUCUGUGCUCCGUUGUUAGUGCUGCAGCUGCUGGUGGCCUAUGCUAUGGCCAUCUUCUUCAUGCUGGUGUUCUAUCAGUUUUGCCACCCCUGUAGGAAGCUCUUCUCCUCCAAUAUGACCCAAGGCCUGUGGGACUGCUCCGCCCUGCUCUGUCUAGUCUGCUACGCUCCUGAUAGGGACGCCGUCAGGCCAAUAGAGAAGGCUGGUCUGGACCCUCUGGCCCCCGACCCCACCCCCCACACGGAGACAGCCAAUGACACGUCAUAUGAUGUGGCCAAUGACACGGCAUAUACCAUGCCCAAUGACACAAUGACCUAUGACAUGCCCAAUGACACGACUCAUGAAGUGUUGAGCGAGAUGAACGGCGACGUAAGCCACAGUCUGUCCAGCAACACUUAAAGAGCCGUGAUUGGUUGUAUGUAGGGUAGGGCUGCACGAUAUGGGCAAAAACUCUAAUUGCGAUUUUUGGACCAAAUAUUGUGAUUGUGAUUUGACUUGCGAUAUAGAUACAAAACCCUUGGCUGAACUGUUGGAAUCAUUGAAAAUGGAAUGACUUAUAUUAAGAAACAAAGUGGAAAGUAGCGUUGGCCUUGUUUGGAACUGUUGACUGCAUUUGACCUAACAGAACAGCAUGCAAAUGUAUAGUGAAUCUAACAGCGAGGAGGAGGAACUGCACUGCUUGAUUGACCUGGGCUGGAGCUUGGUGUGUGUGGGAAGCAGUCGCAAUAGAAGAGAGAGAGAGACGACAAACCCGAGUCAACUAUAAAAACGGACGAUACACACAGCUUAGUGCCGUUUAAAAAUAUUGCAUGCGAUAUAGAUCUCUUGCGAUAUGGCUUUUGCAAAUGUCAAUAUUGUGAUUUGAUGUGAAUUCUAUUAAUUCUUCAGCCCUAGUAUAGGGUCAGGAGUGUUCCUAAACUUGUGACUGAACCAGGAAGAGGCUUUCCUGUUCAGGUCAUGUGGUCUGGAAAUACUCCUGGUCCUAGUUAUGUGCCAUUCAGAGGAAGGUGUACACACAGAGCAACAUUUGCUGUACUGUCUCCUUCUGUAAUCCUUUAAGUGCCAUAUGAACCCCUCUGCCCUACCUGUCAGUUAAGUUUACACUGAACUAGGGUUGCAAAAUUCCGGUAACUUUUCAAAAAGUCCCUGGUUUUCCAACCAGGAUUUCUGGAAAACCAGGGAAUUUUGGGAAAGUUACUUGAAUUUUGCAACUCUACUCUGAACCGUAAUCUGAACUAUACACUGAACCGUACUCUGAACCAUACUCUGAACUGUAAUCUGAACCAUACUCUGAACUAACCAGAACCGUAAUCUGAACCGUACUCUGAACCGUAAUCUGAACUAACCAGAACCGUAAUCUGAACCGUACUCUGAACCAUACUCUGAACCGUAAUCUGAACCGUACUCUGAACCAUAAUCUGAACCAUACACUGAACCAUAAUCUGAACCGUACUCUGAACCGUAAUCUGAACCGUAAUCUGAACCAUAAUCUGAACCAUAAUCUGAACCGUACUCUGAACCCUAAUCUGAACCCUAAUCUGAACCAUACACUGAACCGUAAUCUGAACCGUAAUCUGAACCCUAAUCUGAACCAUACUCUGAACCCUAAUCUGAACCAUACUCUGAACCCUAAUCUGAACCCUAAUCUGAACCAUAAUCUGAACCAUACACUGAACCAUACUCUGAACCCUAAUCUGAACCAUAAUCUGAACCAUAAUCUGAACCCUAAUCUGAACCAUAAUCUGAACCAUAAUCUGAACCAUACACUGAACCAUACACUGAACCGUAAUCUGAACCGUAAUCUGAACCCUAAUCUGAACCAUACUCUGAACCCUAAUCUGAACCAUACUCUGAACCCUAAUCUGAACCCUAAUCUGAACCAUACACUGAACCAUACACUGAACCAUACACUGAACCCUAAUCUGAACCAUAAUCUGAACCAUAAUCUGAACCAUAAUCUGAACCAUACACUGAACCAUACACUGAACCCUAAUCUGAACCAUAAUCUGAACCAUACACUGAACCAUACACUGAACCGUAAUCUGAACCGUAACCAGAACCCUAUGAUCUUAACCCCAUACCCAUAACCUUAUUCUACUGUGUGUCUCUAACCAAAUAACUUGAAUGCUAUCAUUCUGUUUAACCCUUAACCCCCAUUCUGUUAUCAAACCCCCAAACUGUAACCCCUUACUCCCCUAACCAAUGCUGCAAAGGCAGUAUCCCCUUGCCAUGGAGAGAGACUACAGCUUCACUGUUAGUGCAUAAUAGAAGAACAGGCAAUGUAUGAUAUCGUCCACCAGCCGGCUCUCUCUGAAUUUAGCCAGGGGAUGAGGUUAGGCAAUGUACAGUGAUUCUGACGAAGUAGUUCUUGUGAGAAUGUCCUCACGCAGUCCGUGAUGUUUAUUCUACCUAAACCAAUAUUACCGACCAACUACAGACAAAUCAUUGGAUGUAGUGAUUCUUCAGCAACGGACUCAACUACUGACAUAGUAUCAGUGUUUCAGUGUUGAACAGACUUUCCUACAACCAGAAUGUAACUUGUCUGCAGCCUUUUCUAUGGAAGUCAAGUCCUGGCGGUAUGGACAGAACGCUACACUCAGACAGAUUAAACUGGUCCGAAGUGAGUCUGCCACAAUAGCUUUUCUAAUGAGGUUUCCUAAUUUGAUUACGCAUUUCAUUGAACUAAAUACUUGUCUAUACAGUCACUCACAUUAAUCAAUCAAUCAAAUGUAUUUAUAAAGCCCUUUUUACAUCAGCAGAUGUACAGAAACCCAGCCUA